Molecule: messenger RNA, 394 nt
Organism: Cladocopium goreaui
Lineage: Eukaryota; Dinophyceae; Suessiales; Symbiodiniaceae
Source: the annotation of a GenBank genome assembly
UGAUUGGAUACCUCGUCCUGUGAUUCACAAUAUGCGCUUGCCGGGCGCCGGAGCAUUUCCGCCAUUGCAGGACCGGCAGCACGGGUGGUCCGUUGUUACUGCGCUCGUCCGGGCCAUGUGAGCAGCGGUACAAGAUCUAUAGACAUGUAUAGACCUUCAUUGCCACCAGGCAGUGAUCCGAAGCCAAGAGUUGGAGUUCAUUCGGAUGAGUCGACGGGACGACGAUCCACCCAGCUUGGUUUCCACGAUGUACCGACUCUUCCAGGAGGAGUUGAUUCAUCGCAGUCCCAAAGAUGGCGAGUUGCCCAUCUUCAUGGUGAGCUCAGGGGCCUGCUGUGGACGCCCAGUGGCGCAGUGUUCCACACCACACAACUGGCGCAAGAUCUGCCGGUGA